Phytophthora sojae is the source of this 963-nucleotide messenger RNA. RefSeq lists its product as hypothetical. Gene Ontology annotation, biological process: carbohydrate metabolic process. The record is from RefSeq and is a predicted model, not a curated record. Lineage: Eukaryota; Oomycota; Peronosporomycetes; Peronosporales; Peronosporaceae. The transcript is spliced from 3 exons. The coding region runs from base 1 to 963 and encodes 320 amino acids. Gene Ontology annotation, molecular function: arabinan endo-1,5-alpha-L-arabinosidase activity.
AUGAAGAUUUCACUCGCAGGGCUCCCGUUGUUUCUAACCGCAGGAGUUGUAGCCGGCUACUCGAACCCCGAGACCUGCACAGGUACCUGCACCAACACACACGACCCCUCCAUCAUUCGCCGCUCUGACGGCACGUACUUCCGCUUCUCGACGGGCAACAAGAUUGCCGUACACUCGGCCCCGGACAUUGUCGGCCCAUGGACUUACUUGGGAGCCGCUGUGUCUGACGGCUCCAUCAUCGACUUGGACGGUAACGACGAUCUCUGGGCCCCAGACGUUCAUCUCGUUGGCGACGAGUACUACCUCUACUACUCAGUGAGCACGUUUGGCUCGCAGAACUCGGCGAUCGGCCUGACGCGCUCAUCUACCAUGGACAUUGGUACCUGGACGGACUACGGUAGCGCCGGGGUGAGCAGUACGUCAGCGAAGGCGUACAAUGCCAUUGACCCGAACCUCAUCGACGUCGACGGAACGUACUACCUCAACUUCGGCAGCUACUGGCAAGACAUCUACCAGGUCGAAAUGAAGGCCACACCCACCAAGUCCACAGGAUCGGCCUCUCAGAUCGCCUUCACGUCCGACUACGAGGUUUUGGAGGGGUCCUACAUGUUCAAGUAUGGCGACUACUACUACCUCUUCACGUCGAAGGGUCAAUGCUGCAGCUACGACACGUCCAAGCCAGCAGCGGGGAAGGAGUACCGCAUCCUCGUGUGCCGCUCCCCCAAGGCCACAGGCGGCUUCGUGGACAAGGACGGCGUGGACUGCACGAACGGUGGCGGCACCGUCGUGCUCGAGUCGCACGACGAGGUUUACGGCCCCGGUGGCCAGGGCGUCUACGACGACCCGACCUAUAGUCCAGUUCUGUACUACCACUACGUGAACACCACGAUUGGCUACGCGGACGGCGACAAGCGCUUCGGGUGGAACUACCUCGAUUUCUCUAGUGGAUGGCCGACUGUGUAG